AAUGAAACUCUAGUGGCUGGAGUCAGGGCAGAGCGUGAGGGGAGCCGGCACAGGCGGGCUUGCUUGCAGCCCAGCGGGAGCGGCCAGCCGGGCAGAACUAGCUGGACUUUCCGACGGGCCCCCAUCCCGAGGCUGCGGCAGCUUCGGUUCCGAGCCUGACUGGAACGGAGCCCGAGUCCCGGCCCCUGAGGGGAUCGCUCUCUGCAGACCAGUGGGACCCCGAAACUUGAACGCAAUACCUACUCCCUUUUUAUGCCUUCCUUUGUCACUUCCUCACCUUUCUCCCAGCGCGUUCUUUUUCCCCCCUUUUCGUUCUCCCUCCCUCGAAGGACACAAAAGUGGCUGCCGAGGAAAGAUUUGGAGGCAGUGGGAGCUUUUCUCUUCGGAGAGCGACCGUGUGGAAAGGAUUUUUGGGAAGCAGCUUUCUAACACCUCAGCCCUCCUGCCCCCCCCCCCCCCCAAGCCUCUCUUUACCUCUCUGAGGAGAAAAAGCCCGUAGAUUGAAAGUUCGGGGGGCAUCUUGCUGGGUGCUGUAAGAGGAAAGUGGGGGAGGACCCCGUCCUCGUCCCGGUAGUUGGCUGGACUUGUACCGGCCGUUGGAAACCCCGAAGUGCAUUUCCGUGUGGGACUUUUAUAGAUCUAUAUUUUUAGAUUUUUAAAUAUCAGAUAAAAAAAAUAUAUAUAUGCUUUCUAUAUAUUUCCUGACGACCUGCCCCUGACAGCGCGAUGUACAAUACGGUGUGGAGUAUGGACCGCGAUGACGCAGACUGGAGGGAGGUGAUGAUGCCCUAUUCGACAGAACUGAUAUUUUAUAUUGAAAUGGAUCCUCCAGCUCUUCCACCAAAGCCACCUAAGCCAAUGACUUCAGCUGUUACAAAUGGAAUGAAGGACAGUUCUGUUUCUCUUCAGGAUGCAGAAUGGUACUGGGGGGAUAUUUCAAGGGAGGAGGUAAAUGACAAAUUACGGGAUAUGCCAGAUGGUACGUUCUUGGUCAGAGAUGCCUCAACAAAAAUGCAGGGAGAUUACACUUUGACUUUGCGGAAGGGAGGCAAUAAUAAGUUAAUAAAGAUCUAUCAUCGAGAUGGUAAAUACGGCUUUUCUGAUCCUCUGACAUUUAAUUCUGUGGUGGAGCUCAUUAACCACUAUCAUCAUGAAUCUCUUGCUCAGUACAAUCCCAAACUUGAUGUGAAGCUCAUGUACCCAGUGUCCAGAUACCAACAGGAUCAAUUGGUAAAAGAAGAUAACAUUGAUGCAGUAGGUAAAAAACUCCAAGAGUACCACUCUCAGUAUCAGGAAAAGAGUAAGGAGUAUGACAGGCUAUAUGAGGAAUACACCAGAACAUCACAGGAAAUACAGAUGAAAAGGACUGCAAUUGAAGCUUUUAAUGAAACAAUUAAAAUAUUUGAAGAGCAGUGUCACACACAAGAACAGCAUAGCAAAGAAUAUAUCGAGCGAUUUCGCAGAGAGGGGAAUGAAAAGGAAAUUGAACGAAUUAUGAUGAAUUAUGACAAAUUGAAAUCACGUCUGGGUGAGAUUCAUGAUAGCAAAAUGCGUCUAGAGCAAGAUUUGAAGAAACAAGCUUUGGACAACCGAGAAAUAGAUAAAAAAAUGAACAGUAUCAAACCUGACCUGAUCCAGCUGCGCAAGAUCCGAGAUCAGCACCUUGUAUGGCUCAAUCACAAAGGAGUCAGACAGAAACGCCUAAAUGCCUGGCUGGGAAUCAAGAAUGAAGAUGCUGAUGAGACCUAUUUUAUCAAUGAGGAAGAUGAAAACCUGCCCCAUUAUGAUGAGAAAACCUGGUUUGUUGAGGAUAUCAAUCGAGUACAAGCAGAGGACUUGCUUUAUGGGAAACCUGAUGGUGCAUUCUUAAUUCGUGAGAGUAGCAAGAAAGGAUGUUAUGCUUGCUCUGUGGUUGCCGAUGGGGAAGUGAAGCACUGUGUGAUCUACAGUACUGCUCGGGGCUAUGGCUUCGCAGAGCCCUACAACCUGUACAGCUCGCUGAAGGAGCUGGUGCUCCAUUACCAGCAGACGUCCCUUGUUCAGCACAACGACUCCCUCAAUGUCAGGCUUGCCUACCCUGUCCAUGCACAGAUGCCCUCGUUCUGCAGAUAAAGAGGGAGUGGGAAGAGAGGUGGCUCUCUAGCAUUUUUUUCCUACAGUUUUUAUUAGACUAUGAGGGCAUUCUUUCUACGUAGACUGCUUGUUUUGCACAAGAAGUGAUCCUGUGAAUGUGGAGAGGCCGAGAAGCAGCCUGCCAGGAUGGGGGCGCAAGAAGCCUGAGCUUCUCUGAGACUCCGCUCUGCCGCUGCACCGACAUAGGGAGCUGGAAGCAGAUGUUGUUUUCUGGAAAGCCUAUUUCAUUGGGGUUUUUGUUUUGUUUAGCCAGGCACCCUCAGCAGAACGUAUUAGGUUUGAUGGGGGUGGGGGUUUAUAUCUGGAAAUCUCUGAAGAGUCCUUGUCCUCUUUUGGUCUUCGACUCUGAGAAUGUGGCAGGGGCAUGGCUCUUUGGGGAGUUCUGUUUUGAUCUGGCAGUCUCUCUUAACUUCCUCCCAAAAAGAAGUCUGUUUUGGUUCUGUGGUAGAAUGGCAUUUGGUGAAAAAGACAACCAAAGGAAAAUGAGGAGGCUUGGGAUUUCAUUUAGAGAAUCUUAGUCAAGGGGGUAAAAACACCUUCAACUGGAGGUACUUUAUUAACUAACACAAGUUAGGCAUCAGCAUCUCAGUGGCUCCUUCCUCUAAAGAAGCAUUAUGUUUAGAAACCAAAUUGAUCUCAGCAGAAUAAUAUUUGUUGCCAGACUAAGGUCUGAUGGAAAAGACAGCACUAGUAUCUGAAUGCACACUUCUGUACCAAAACUUGAAAGGAAAACUAGAAUUUGUUAGUUUUAGCAAACACUAAAAUUGGUCAGUGCAACUCCUUCUGCACCACCCUUGUUUCUCAGAGAUGAGGAAUAGUGUUCUUUUUGUGGGCAUGGUGAGCUUUGAAUCAUAAAAUGAAGUUGGUGCUUGUGUGGUGUUUCCUUAAAAGAAUGAUCUAUUGUUUGAAACCUUUGUAACUUGUUUGUAUGAGUAAAGAAAAGGUGCAAUCCA
Messenger RNA from Neofelis nebulosa (Clouded leopard), 3086 nucleotides. RefSeq names its product phosphoinositide-3-kinase regulatory subunit 3 (gene PIK3R3). Bases 727 to 2112 code for a protein of 461 amino acids. Gene Ontology annotation, cellular component: phosphatidylinositol 3-kinase complex. Gene Ontology annotation, molecular function: 1-phosphatidylinositol-3-kinase regulator activity. Lineage: Eukaryota; Metazoa; Chordata; Mammalia; Carnivora; Felidae. Gene Ontology annotation, biological process: phosphatidylinositol phosphate biosynthetic process; insulin receptor signaling pathway. The record is from RefSeq and is a predicted model, not a curated record. The transcript has 10 exons.